ACUUUAUACCCUGAUUUAAACCAGAGAUGAGUUGGGAGAUUGCUUACGGGCAGGAUCAGAGAAGCAUCUCUGUUUAAACUAGAUUUCAUUCAAUUUUUAAAUUGUACAGCUUGAUAAACUCUCUACUGAUCAAUUUUAUCCAACCAAUCAGAAUUGCGGUUAAUAUCGUGCGACAUUUUCGCUGAAAUUUUAAUUAGUUUUCCAUCCUCGACAGAUUGACGUGUCGCGCUCUGUAUGACACCUUACGCGACCAAGUGGUUAUGUUGGAUGCACUUUUCAGAUUUCAGCAGUCGGUAAUGCAGGUUCUUUACUCCAAUACCAAUAUUUUACAGAGAUGAGUUGGGUGAUUGCUUACGACUGGGUAAAAUAAGUGUUUAUAUACAAAAUUACCCGCGCGAAUUGUCAUUAAUUCACGAUUAUUUCCUCUGAAAACUCAUUAAAUUCGAUUUACUUUUCUACGUUCUAACGAGAGGUUACAAACAUUGAAGUUCAGCAGUUUGGCAACUUCACGGAUGGGACAAAUUUUGAAAAUCACUGUUUAUUAAUGUUUUUGAUGCAUACACCCGUAAUAAUAGUCUUGUCAAUGCUAACUUACCUUCGGAGUAAUACAUUUGACACAACACAUGCCCAAGAGCUGUCUUAAAACGGGUUAAUGUUAGUCGACGGAUAUGGCAGUAUACGGUCUCGCUCUUCUUCGAAGAAAUCUUUCGAUAACCGAAAGGCUCCCGAAAUUAAGAAAUCAUCAGAAACUGUUGAUGAGUGUCACAAUUUCAUUCUUGGAAACAAGCAACGUCGUGAGACAAAAAAUUACUGAGACGGCAGGUUAAUUUGCCGACUCAAUCUUGAAGUUCCUUCUUGGUUUGAACUUUACUUGGGGGUGUCAAAAAAAUCCAGCCAUUUCCUUGGAUGUCGAGAAAUCCCUAAAUACGAAAUCAACAGUGUAACGAAGAAAGAAAUAUCAGUAAGCGUUGAAGAGGAUACAUACAUUCUUCACACUUGGGAAGGAAUUGAACAUUUAAAGGGAAGCUGUUAGGCAAGCCGAAUAAUUCAGUGAUGUCGAGACAAUGACACUACAUGACUUAAGUACCAAACUGGAGGAGUUUUUAAAUAGUGAAACACCUGAGCGAGCACAGGAAUUCUUUGACUCUCCAGCAUACGAUGAAGUCUUCAGAGAACACAAGAAGCAGAUCAUAAACAUAAUCACCCCAUUCCUUACUGCUCACAACGCUGCUAAGAAUCCACAAUUGAUUCAAUGCUGUGAGAACGUGCUGCUUAAGAUAGCGCAAAAGCAUUGUUCUACCGACCUAAUUUUAGAAUUUCUGGAAGAAGUCGAGUGCUCAAAUGGCGAUGCCCUAAAGUUUUGUACAAUUUUAAAGCCACUCACCGAGUGUUUAUGUAAAACUCAAGAUAUUAACGCAACGGUAUGGGUUCUGGGUACUAUAAAAUUAUAUGUGGAGGAUCUACCAGUACCAGAAGAUGAGAUACCUGAAGAGGAAGGGGAAAACCUUGCGGAUGCGGAUUCUGUAGUUACUAGAAUAAUAGAAGUUUACAAAGCUAUUUUAGACUUCUUGUGUCAUAUCAUUUUAGAUGUAGUGAUUAACUCGAAAACAGCUACUCCAGAAUUGCGUAAUCAUUUACUCAGUUUCAUGCUUUCUUUAAUGGGAAAACCAUUUUGUUUCCUGCAACCAAAACUUCUACACUUGCCUGUAUCAUCCAAGAAGAAUGAAUCAUUAAUAGAAAGUAUCGUAUCCACUAUGGGAUUAUUGUCUGGCGAUUUACUACGCUUUCUACAAUUCGUUGAUGAUCGUAACAAAAAUAUUAAACUGCCCGAAUCAACUGAGCUCGAAGAUAACGUGAACUCCGAAAUAUUUCAUUUUGGGUACGAGGACAAGAUAUCGAAUUUGGCCUACGCUCAUUUCUAUUACUGCCUCCUAGGAACGGAAUCGUUACAGAAAUUUAUUCCACAAGUAUACCAUCCUCAUUAUAUCAUGCACACUUGUUUCUAUCUUUCGAACUGUCUUAUAAAAACGUCUAAAUGUAUGCUAAUUUCUAAAGGUCUAGAACUAAUGAAAUAUAUUCUUGACCUAGUAGACAGUCAAUCGGUGGGUUGUGAUGCGUUAGAAUUAGAUGUACACACGAAGCUCCUUAAAAGUAUUACCAAAGUAAUGAUCUCCUGCGAUUCCAAUGAAUUGCGAAAAACUGCAUUAACACGACUUCACGAUUAUUUCAAAAUACUUACAUUAUCAGCUCGCUACCACACUCUUCUGUAUCUUUACAAGACUGUUGAUCAUUCUGGUCUGUUCGGGGUGAUAACUGGAAUAUUCAAGUCUUCGAUAACAAUGGCUCUCGAUGAAACCCCACCGUAUACAGCCUUUACAGGUGAAAGAUUAGGAGUUCUACUAAAACUAGCUUGCAAACUGCAACACGGUUGUAACACAGACCUUGUAGAGGUUUCGGAUGAAGUGAUCGCAGUAUUGAAUCUCUUAAGAUUUCUCUUGAUCCGUGAUAAGGACAAUACGACAGGAAUUUGGGAUUUCAUGCACGGUUUAGAAAUCGAUUACCUAAAGCCACUACGAGAAGGCAUUCAUCUAUCUCGAGCACAUUGGCAUGUGAAGAUUAAGGAUCUUCAAGAAGAAUCGAAACGUGCAAAAGGAGUUCCAGAAGUGACAUUGACAGUAGGAGGAGAGCCGUUGCCAAGAAUGUCAGUUAAGGAUAAAUUAACAAUGAGUUAUCAAGUUUUAACCACAUUCGAUGUCAUGGAGAGCAUCUUAGUUAGGGUCAACGAAUGCAUCUCUUCUAAUAAACCAACGCAACCAAUGAAAACCUAAAUGAACUGCGAUGAAAAUCCUACACUUUAUAAUCUGAAAGACUACUUAUCAUUGUUUACAUUUCUAAUUAUACGGUCUAUUUUUUGAACCAGAAAUUCAGGAAUAUGCAAGUUGGAAUUAAAUGUUAUAUUACCUGAAUUGUGAGCAUUUUAUAUAAUAAAGUAUCGUAUUAAUUUUUCAUUAUGUAACUAAGACUUCAUCCCGUUAAAUCUAAAAUCCUUUUCUAAGUCUUCCUGAAAGUUUCAUUUUUACAGAUAAAAUAAACAAUGAAAAGAAAGCAGAAAGUCUUGAUU
Molecule: messenger RNA, 3121 nt
Organism: Orussus abietinus
Lineage: Eukaryota; Metazoa; Arthropoda; Insecta; Hymenoptera; Orussidae
Gene: Coq9
Product: ubiquinone biosynthesis protein COQ9, mitochondrial
Exons: 3
Coding region: 1065-2828 (587 amino acids)
Biological process (GO): ubiquinone biosynthetic process
Cellular component (GO): cytoplasm; mitochondrial inner membrane
Molecular function (GO): lipid binding; ubiquitin-protein transferase inhibitor activity
Source: RefSeq, a predicted model, not a curated record